UCCCUAUCUAACUGCGUGUUCUGUUGUGCUUUGGCACAUGUCUCGUCGGCGGUAUUCACUCUUAGACACAAGUAGCCACCCGUCAUUCUUUGGUCACUCGACGUGCUCGAUCUGCACUUCUCUUGUCGUCGUCGUCCAUUCAUUUACUCUUCCACUAAUAUGCCAUUUAUUCGACCCUCUUCAUGUCUGAUAGCAGCUCUUGCGGCUCUCAAGGUUCAGGCGGACCAGUCCUUACUUACAGAUGCUGUCGCUUACAACAACUGGGACUAUGGUGACCGACCCUAUCAGACAUACCACUCUUCCCCCCUCAGGUCUCCGCGCUUCCUCAUAAAUUCAUGGAACAUGAACGCUUCUACAUCGGGGUCACACAUCUUUAUGGCCCCGGCGAACCCGGGUCAAAAGCCAUCACCCAUGAUCUUAGAUAGUAAAGACUUGAGUCUUGUGUACGCGGAUCCCCAGUGGAAUGGGGGCACCGACGCCAGGGUGCAGAUACACGAUGGCCAACCGUAUCUUACCUUCUGGUCCGGCUUCGAUCAAAAGGGACAUGGCACGGGAGGCGGCGUGAUGCUCGACACCAACUACAAUGUUUUCAAGAACCUCACAACCAAAGGUCUCAUCACCGGCGCCGAUAGCCACGAUUUCAAGAUGACCAACGACGGUGGUGCCAUCAUGAAUAACUACCACAUCGUCUACACCGAUCUGACGUCUAUCGGCGGCCCCGAGAACGCCACUCUGCUUGACUGCGCAUUCCAGGAGGUCGACGUCGAGACUGGCGAGAUUCGCUUCACAUGGAAGGCGACGGAUCACUUCGACCUAGCCGAAGGCCUGGCCGACCCCUACAGCGACGUAGAUACAGGCUUCGACUGGUUCCACAUGAAUGCCAUUUCGAAGACGGCGGACGGCAACUACCUGAUCUCGAUCCGGCACCUGCGCACCGUGGCGCUCAUCAACGGCACCGACGGCAGCCGGAUCUGGCAGGUCGGCGGCGUAAAGAACUCAUUCAAGGACCUCAGCGGCGGCAACGCCACCAACUUCGCCUUCCAGCACGACGCGCGCUUCACCGACGCCAACGAGACCGAGAUUACUUUGUUCGACAACCACGCCAUGCACAUCACGUCGUCAACGUCCGGGUGCACGCAGAACUGCACGCGCGCCAUGCGCAUCGCUCUCGACACCGACGCCAUGGAGGUCCAUCUCGUUUCCGAAUUCUACCACCCGCAGAGUGUCCAGGCCUGGGCCCAGGGCGGCUACCACCUGCUCCCCAACGGCAACGCCAUGAUCGGCUGGGGCGUGGUGCCGGCCAUGACAGAAUUUGACGCAGACGGCAACGUCAUCAUGGACGUCCAAUUGCGACCCUGGAAUACCACUGAGAAGGGUGGUGGUCCGCUCUACCGCGUCUACAAGUUCGACUGGGUUGCGAAACCUCUGACGCAGCCGAGCUGUGCCUUUGUUGAUGAAACAGUAUACGUGAGCUGGAAUGGCGCCACGGAGGUGCGUACUUGGGUAUUGUACGGUGGAAAAUCGCAUCUAACGAUGGAACCGCUCACGAGGGUCGAAAAGAACGGCUUCGAGACGAGCAUUCAGCCCUCGGAAGAGGUGUCCUUCGUCCGCGUCGACGCGCUGGAUGCGGACGGCGAAGUCAUCGGCUCUAGCAAUGUUGUUGACACAUCGAGUGGUGAUUCGGUCGGGUCCUUGAUUAGAUCGUGAGAGCUGUGUCGGGGACUAGGGUUGAAGAGCGAGCGCCAGUUUGGAAGAGAAGAGUCCGUGGUGCAAAUCUCUACCGACCAUGGUGUUGAGACUAGCUUCAGGGUGAAUUACAGGCCGGCAACUCUGUUUAAAAAAUAUAUGUCCAUGACAGGACCUUUUAAGCGCCGCGCCGAGCGACGUGGCGCGUCUGGGUGUGGACGCGCCAAGGGAAUCUAUAGCUUAACAUCCGAUCUGU
This is a messenger RNA of Xylaria bambusicola, 1942 nucleotides long. Its product is annotated as Arylsulfotransferase-domain-containing protein. The transcript is spliced from 2 exons. Bases 160 to 1707 code for a protein of 515 amino acids. The record is from RefSeq and is a predicted model, not a curated record. Lineage: Eukaryota; Fungi; Ascomycota; Sordariomycetes; Xylariales; Xylariaceae.